AUGUACAUCGUGACACCCCACUCGAUGAUGACUGAGAACGCGAUGUUGCAUCAUCGAGUUCACAGCGCGCAACACGGUAAGAGCGGCGUGCUGCCGUCGUCACGUCUCACGUCUCUGGCCACCGUGUGCGGAUGCCUCGCGCUAGCAUUGGCUCUGGUCGCGUUGAUGCCGGCGAGCAAGGGUAGACUUGUGGUGAUGACCCUGUGGACGUGUGGUAUGGCGCACGAAACCGUGCGCACGUACUUGGCAGCACCGCCGCGCUGUGCGCUGUGCCGCUCUCCUCCACUGCGCCGCCACGCUGUCGUGCAUGGGACGGUCUAUGUCGCUCUGCUGUGGGUGUUCCUCCUCGUCUGGCUUGCCCAACCCGCCCGUGCCGCCUUCGCCUCAUCCUCGCUGAUCUCGUACUGCUCGGACUCAGGAGAUGAGAAAAUCAACUGCAAGAAGAAGAUGGUCGUGACGGUGACGGUUGAGGGAGGGCAGUUGCCGGAUGAGGAGUCCCUCCUUUUUCUCAACUCGGCAACGGAUAUGACGAUCAAGAACGGCACAGCCGUUCAGUUCUCGCCGAUACGCAUCACAACCAGCCGUAGCGCCGUGCGCUACCGCUACCCGCUUUUCUACGUGCAGAACUACAACGCGAAGCCGUACGAGGCGACGGUAAAGGGGAGUCUGCUGAAUCAGUGCAACGCGGACUUCGACACAAACACCGCGACGUGCGGGAUAGCCCACGACGCCGUGGGAAAGCCCAUUCCGUACUCGCAGGGUUUCUGCUGUGACUGCAGCAUGUGCCAGACGCUUGGCUUGUGCCUCCCCGACGCGCGCGCGAACGCGGGGUGCAACAUCUUUGACAGGUACACGACCGCCUCAUGCCUGCGCUUUACAAAGCGGUGGUACAGCGGGUACACGAUUGGCGGCUACGUGACGUGGUACACAGUGAACUUGACUUUGUCUCGCAACGUUUCUGUAAGCGGCGGCGCGGGCUCGGCUGAGAAGGUUGUGACACAGAAGGUUGUGAUGCAUCUCUCGCCGUCAAGCAACGGCGAGACGGCUGGUGAAGAAUGGGACGUGAUGGCUCGCGUCUUGGGCAACUAUGCCCCCAUCGUCCAACCCCUCGAUCUUACGUCGCGCAUGCUCUUUGCCCCAGCUAUCCCGCCCAACGACGAGCGAGUGCAGGCCGGGGCAGCGGAGUGGAUGCUGUUGCCAACCAACCUCGUCACUCUCGACGGGCGCGAGUGCGACAAGGUCGGCGUGUCCUACGAGGCCUUCGCCUCGCAAGGCAACAAGUGCAAUCUGCGCCCCGGCAGCUGUCUCAGCUCCCAGCUGGAGGACUACCGCACCACCGAUCUGGAGCGCAUCGCCUCCGGAAACAAGGGGCAGUACAUGGCCACCAGCUUUGGCGACUUCCACCUGGAGCGUGACGCUGUUGCGUCGCCGUACAUCUCCUACCGUGCCACCUCCCCCGCGGCGACGAUGCUGAGCAUCACCAUCAGCGCUGACGACCUCGAGUACACUGUCGGGCUCGCCAGCGGCAAGAUUGUCUCUGCUGAGCUCAACAAGCCCGUACUCGAGGCGAGCACAAAAGAUGGCGUCAUGACAGUGGUGGUGCGGAACGCAGCAUCGGUGACUGGGCGUGUCGUCGUUGGCACAUCGAGCUGCUCAGACGGUGUCUUUCCGAUAACGGCACAGACGCUCUCCCUUGCCGCGCAGCAGCAGUCCACCGUAGCCUUCAAUGUUUACAUGCAAGACUCCUACGCCUCCGAGAACGCCAGCUGCAUGGUGGUGCUGCGGAAUGCGCAGGAGGUCAUUACGGACCUUCGCACAGUGUCCUGGAAGGUGUCCUCGACGAGCUUCCACAACGGCACCCAGGGCGGCUCGGCGAACCCCGACGGCGGCACACCAGAGGCGUCCUCGGCUGCGUCGUGCUCGAAGUGCCGCACGCUUGAUGUUGCGUGUGCAGUGCAGCGACGGUGCUGGCAGCUCACUCUGCUGUACCUUUUUGUGUACCUGCUGCUCACCGCCGCGGUGAUGUGCGUGAUUUGGCUCCGGCACAUCUUCUGCUGCUGUUUUUACUUCCUGAACCGGCAACAUCGUCGCCACCACCCCAGCGGCAGCAGCGGAGUGGAGCCGAAGGAUGAGGCGAGCCGAUUGAGAAGCUGCUCGAAGGGGCACGACCGGAGUGGCGCCGCUAGCUUGUUUCGCCGGACUGACCGCGACAACAGCGACAGCGUCGACGCACCGCCGCGGACCGCGACACCAGCCAGUCCUAUACCACCUCCAGGACCGGCCAUGAUGUACAUUCCGACCUCGAUGUACUACGCGGCGUCGCCAACGGGAUCCUUUGCGCUUCCUCAGCACCUUCCGUCGCCACCAUCGGUGUUGCAACCGCCCACACCAAUGCCGCCGCUGGGGUGGUGCCCGUACAACAACGAGGGGACCGCCAUUCCAGAGGAGGACCUGCGUGCGGCGCAGGCCUUCCCGCCAUACUCCCCCAGCGGUAGCUUCGUCUCCGUGGCGCCGUCGGUCUGUUCAGCCAGUCGGCAUGGUGAAGAAUGGGGGGUGCGCGACAACGUGGAAUCCAUCUCCCCGCUUACCCCUUCGCGCUCCACACAAGAAGGCUCGCCGCAGAAUGAAGGCGACAACACCCCCCGCGCGUUUCGGCGCAGUUGGGCAUCGACACUGCCGCAGCCGCCACUUCCUGAGGUGCACGCACCGUACCUGUAG
Messenger RNA from Leishmania braziliensis MHOM/BR/75/M2904, 2718 nucleotides. RefSeq lists its product as hypothetical. The transcript has a single exon. The record is from RefSeq and is a predicted model, not a curated record. Bases 1 to 2718 code for a protein of 905 amino acids. Lineage: Eukaryota; Euglenozoa; Kinetoplastea; Trypanosomatida; Trypanosomatidae.